AUGAACAGAUCUCAGGGGCCAGUGUCAUUUGAGGAUGUGACCAUGGGCUUCACUCAGGAGGAGUGGCAGCACCUGGACCCUGCUCAGAGAACCCUGUACAGGGACGUGAUGCUGGAGAACUACAGCCACCUCAUCUCAGUGGGGUACUGUGUUACCAAACCAGAGGUGAUUUUCAAAUUGCAGCAAGGAGAAGAGCCAUGGAUGUGA
Messenger RNA from Balaenoptera musculus (blue whale), 207 nucleotides. RefSeq names its product zinc finger protein 37A-like. The record is from RefSeq and is a predicted model, not a curated record. Gene Ontology annotation, biological process: regulation of DNA-templated transcription. Bases 1 to 207 code for a protein of 68 amino acids. NCBI's taxonomy places the organism in Eukaryota, Metazoa, Chordata, Mammalia, Artiodactyla, Balaenopteridae. The transcript has a single exon.